GAGGCGUGCAUCUCCCGUCAGUCCCGAGAGCUAGGCUAUAUCAUACGGAGACUAGUAUAUGACGUGGUCAGAUGAGCUCGGCUCAGCCCUGCUCAGGGAUCUUUCUCGUUACAAGGAGUGCCCCCACCACCCCCUCCUCCUCUCCAAGAGACAGUCCCUCCACCUCCUCGCCCGCCUGACAAGCCAAGCCUGCGCCCACCGCCCUGAGGGACAAGACUGGGACCGAGUCUACAGUGUGUGAACUGGGUGCCUUUGAACGUGCACACGUUUAUGAGUGCUGCUUCUACUGCUUAUUUUGCAUCGCUCCAGAUAGUAACAAAUGCAUUAAAAUAGAAGGUGGCAGAAAAAUUCUCGAGAAAAGCCACGGGAAAGUCAUCUUCGCUCUUCAGAUUUAUAGCCUUUUGUGAAGAUGCAAAACACUUCCAUCAGUGUCGUCCAUCUUUCUUCUGUGACAUGGAUCCUGGCUAUUAGAUGCUGAUGCAAGCCUGAGUGCCAGCUCCCUCUGUUUCUACCAAGUGAUAUUGCUCCGAUUCCUUAAUGAGUUCCAGGAGUCAAACCUACUUCCUGCAUCACCGGGGCUCUGCAAUGCCCACUCCUGUUCCUAGACUGGUACCUGAAUCAGGAGUGCUCAGUGGUAUUGCCCAGAUUACACCAUCUCUUUUUCUCAGCCGAGGCAAUGUGGCAUCCAAUCGAAGCUUGCUUCUAGCAAAAGGCAUCACCUGUGUGGUUAAUGCCACCAUAGAGCUGCCAAACUUCAACUGGCCCCAUGUAGAAUAUGUUAAGGUACCACUGGCUGACAUGCCUCACUCACCCAUUUCACUCUAUUUUGACAGUGUGGCUGACAAGAUCCACAGUGUGGGCAGGAAGCGGGGAGCAGUUCUUGUCCACUGUGCAGCUGGAGUCAGCCGCUCGGCCUCCUUGUGCUUAGCAUAUCUCAUGAAGUACCACCGUGUCUCACUGGCUGAGGCUCAUGCCUGGGUGAAGUCUCGUCGACCUGUCAUUCGUCCCAAUGCGGGCUUCUGGAGGCAACUUAUUGAAUAUGAGCGGAAGCUCUUCGGCAGGACCAGUGUCAAAAUGGUACAGACUCCAUAUGGAGUAAUUCCAGAUGUCUAUGAGAAGGAACGUCGCAACCUGACUCCAUACUGGGGCAUCUAGGUGGGCAGAAACAACUCCAAAAUGUGUGUCCAUUUAUAGUUGUAAGAUGUACAUAAGAGCAGCCACUGUAGUUAAGGGUUUCCAAGCGCUCUCUACUGUGUGCACAAGUUGGAAAGAACUGUCCAUGUCAGUCCAAUUGUCAGUUCCUAAUCAAAUACUGGGUUAAGCAGAGGGCAGUGGCUCUGGCAUGCCAAGGGUUAUCUUGAGCCAUACUCGUCCAAGAAAAGCUAGGUCAGUGUGCUAAACAGUAUGUGGAAAAAGGAGAUCGGCCAUUCCACUUGAAGGAUGUAUACGUUUGUCCAGCAUGGUUUUGUGCAUUUGUGUCUGCAUUUUACUCAGUUUGUGGACCAUUCCAUAAUGGGAGGCUGCUUUGCUUUGGGGGCAUCAUAUCGGUCCUAGGUAGAAGUUGAACUAUACUCUUGUGCUUCUUUGAACUCCUGGUCAGUAUGAAUUUGAACAGUGGCUCUGGAAAGAUGCCACACAGGUCAAACACACAUAUGUAAUUGAAAAUGAAAUGGCAUCCACCACUAACAGUUGACUGAUAAUCAUGGGACAUCUGCUGAGGAAACCUGUCCAAACAUCUGUAAGCAGAGACUGUAGCCUCAUUCUGUUCAGGGAGAAGAUAUUUCUCACUCUGCACUCUCUUCGUUGUUUUGGCUGGUAGACGAGUCAGUUUAAUGAGGUGUUGUGUGGGAAGAAUCACACCGGAGUUCUCAAGUGUCACCUCAGUGGGGAGGGUAAUGUAAGCUGCUGUGACUGGAACAAGGUGUCUGGUGGGCAAACACAUUUUAUAUCAGCAGACACAUUUUUGUCAGGCUGUUAAGGUGUUUUUCUUCUUCUAAAGAUGUCCUUUUAAAUUUUAUACAUCAAUAUCUAGACACAGAUGUAAACGGACGGUGUGAAGCUCCACAUUCUCAUUCUGCACAGCCUUUCUUGUCCUGCACCCACACCUCACCCUACUCCAGAUUCUCAAUUGGACUGGUCCACUAGGUGAAGCAGACUUCACACGAUUAUCAAAUAUUAUAUUCUCCAUAUUGUAUUCAAAAUCCUGUAGUGUUGUUUGGUGACGUCUGUUACAAACAAUUAAAUCCUUAAGCGUACUCACGAUUGAAAUAGCUGGGGAGACAAUGCCUUCAGCCUGUCUUCUGAGCAGCUCUGCCACAUGGCUGGCAUCAAGCACAAUACUCAGGCUGUUUUUUUCCUCUCUUUUUCUCUUCCAUGUUUUCCUAAUGGGGUACUAUGUCACAAUGUGCCUCAUGAUCAAGAAUGUCCCGGUCCCUGGCCUUUGUCUCAGAGCAUCUCUCACCAUCCCAGUAAUUAUUUUUUUUACCAAUACAAACUUAAUCAAAAGUGUUGCAGCUAUAGGAUGCAGAUAUUAUUACCUUCACUUCUCUUUGGCUACAAUUAAGCCAGAAUUGAUUAUGAACACCGUAGUCAUUGUUUCUCUAAAUUUAAAGUCACACUGGGUCACUGAACAUGUAUGAUUGCAAACUGUAUAUUUACUAAAAUGAGAAGAAUUCAAGUAUUUUAAGAUGCUCGUCUCUGGAAUAAUCUCAAGCAUUUAUCAGGAGCUUGAUAUAAAUCAAUCUGAAAAGUGUUAACUACCUAGAAAUGAAAGUUGGACAACAGCUUGGAAUUUCAAGGAUUAAACAAAGGUAAACAUGGACAUAACACCUUUGUCCUAGAGGCCUAGGUAGCCAUGGCUUACAACACUUGAAUCCUCUUUUCUCCGCAAACAUAAUAAGCUUCUUACCCUGGCUGACACACAUUCAGCAUAUAUGGGCACAAUGCCGGGGCCAGACGACGAUGACUUGGUCAGACCUUGACACAGCCGAAUGCCAUCCAUUACCAAUACUAAGCAUCAUAGUAAUAAUGAAAAAGACGAAUCAUCCAAGAUUGCUGUAACUUAGUAGCCUGCAGUUAAGCACAAGUUAAUAAAAAGGGUGGAAUUAAACUGAUAGACCUUCUCUGGGAUCAAAUCAGAAAUACACACUUUUACAAAAGGGAACAGGGUAAAUAAAGUCCACCGAAGAAUUGUUGCAAUUGAUGAUGAAAGCUUUUUUGCUCUAUAUUUUGUUUGAGAGAAACAAAUUGCAUAUUUUUGCAUCUUUGAAAACUACAGUAGAGAGCAUUAUAAUGCAUAGCAAGGUCCUAUAUUAGUGCUUUAUGAACAUGGCUCCUUAUGUCCAGGUUUAGUCCUUCUGCUAAACAAGAGCGUCCUAAACAAAGAACGAAUGGGCCUCUGCGGUCAGAUAGCCAAGGACCAUAAAUGGCUCGGCACUCAAGUUUGGUUUUUUCUUGCAGGGUUUUUUUGUACUGGAUUUCCACUCGGUAGAAGCACCAAUUUAGGUGUGGACACUCGUCUUUUUAUAAAAAAAAAAAAAAAAAAAAACAAUAACA
Polypterus senegalus (gray bichir) is the source of this 3555-nucleotide messenger RNA. It is a transcript of the gene dusp14, whose product is annotated as dual specificity phosphatase 14. The coding region runs from base 538 to 1155 and encodes 205 amino acids. Gene Ontology annotation, cellular component: cytoplasm. The record is from RefSeq and is a predicted model, not a curated record. NCBI's taxonomy places the organism in Eukaryota, Metazoa, Chordata, Cladistia, Polypteriformes, Polypteridae. The transcript has 2 exons. Gene Ontology annotation, molecular function: MAP kinase tyrosine/serine/threonine phosphatase activity. Gene Ontology annotation, biological process: protein dephosphorylation.